This is a messenger RNA of Plasmodium berghei ANKA, 1656 nucleotides long. Its product is annotated as conserved Plasmodium protein, unknown function. The transcript has a single exon. Lineage: Eukaryota; Apicomplexa; Aconoidasida; Haemosporida; Plasmodiidae. The record is from RefSeq and is a predicted model, not a curated record. Bases 1 to 1656 code for a protein of 551 amino acids.
AUGGAUGGUAUCCAUAUAAACUACAUGAAAUGCGACAAAACAGGAAAUAUAAAUUACGAGGAAAAUAAGAAAGAUGAAAUACAACAUCAAAAUGAUAGAAAAAAUGAAAAUAAAAUAAUAAAAGAAUAUGUUAUAUGGGAGGAAAAAAAACUCGCGCCCCCAAAAAUUAAAAAUAAUACCCAUGACAUAAAUAAAAAAUAUUUAAGAAUGAAUAUGCAAGUUAAAAAAGAAAGUUUAGAAAAAAUUGAACCAAUUGGAUACAUUGAAUUGGUGAAAAAAAAAAAUGAUGAAAAUAUAUUUUGCAAACAGCCUUACAAUGAUAUUAAUUAUAAUGAAAACAAAAAAAAAGGAAUAAAUAAAUAUGUUUUAUUUGAGAAUUUUAAAGAAAAAAAAAACAGACAAGGAAAAAGAAAUAGGUCCCCUAUUUUAUUGGAAAAAAAUCAUAAUGAAAAUAUUGAACAUUAUGAUAUUAUGUCAAAUAGUGAUACUAUAUUAUCAUCUGACAGUAGUUUAGAAAAUAUGUAUGAAAUGAGCUAUAACUAUUUUACCUAUAAUAAAAAUAAUGUAGAAAAUUUGGCUUUAAAUUCAAGGGGAAAAUUUAUAUCAAAAAUUUUGUCUAAAAAAAGGAAUGAGAUAAAAAAAAAUAACAGUGAUAAAAAAAAAAAAUGUUUUAUGAAUAAUCGAAGUAAUAGUUUUGAGGGUUGUAAUAAAUUUUUGUUAAACAAUGUUUUAAAAAAUGAGGAAAAAAAUAGUAGUGAUAGUACAUAUAAAAAAAUAAAAUUAUUAACUGGUAAUAAAAUGAAGAAUUGUAAUAUUUUUAAUGUUGAUAAGAAUCUUAAAAAAUGUAAACUAGCCCCAUUUGUGUGUAAAUUGAUAAAUUGUAAUAUACAAAAUGAAGAAAUUCAAAUUACCCCAAACACAAAUAUAAUUGAUUUCAAUCCAUUAACAUAUAUAUCCAAUCAAUAUAUGGAAAAUAGUUAUAGGUAUAUUGUAGGAAAUGAUGAAAAUAACCAGAAAAAUUAUACACCUUGUUCUUAUAACAUGUGCAACGAAUUUAUUUAUAAUAUUAAAAAUAAAAUUUCUGGACAAACCAAUACAGAGCCAUACUUAUAUGAUGCCGUUCCUACAAAAGAUGAAGAAUUUUAUUUUAUUAAAAAUAAUAUGAUGAUGAAAUAUAGUAAUAAUUUAAAAGAAGAAAAUGUAAUGAACAGAUUAAAUAUUAAAGAGAAAAAAGACAUGAAAAAAAAAAAAAAAUAUAUUCCUAGUUACACAAAUAGCUAUAUUAAUAAUGGUAACAAUUCAAAUAUUAUAACUUUUAUAAAAUAUGACCCUAAAAAAUAUAUUAAUAAAAAGUAUAUUACAAAGCCAUAUUUAUAUAAAGAUAUAAAAUUAAGCAAUGAGACAAGUGAUAUUAAAAAUAAUUUUCAAUUAAAAAAGGAAUAUAAAAAUUACUUAAAUAAUUUAAUUUGCUAUACUCCUAAACAUAAUAAAAAUGUAUUUUAUAAAAAAAAAAAAAACUUCAAAAAGAAUAAGAUAUAUAAAAAAAAUGUAUUUGAAAAUAUAUUUAGAAAAAUUAAGUUAUUAAGUUAUGCAAUAUUUUUCUGCUUUUUUAUUAGCAGUAAAAAUAGAUCAAUCAAAGAACAAAAAAAGAAAUAG